AUGGCGCUCUCCUUCGCUUUCAGAGAAAGACUGGAUGAAAUGGAAAUCGCCAGAAACCAACGCCUCGUUCUUCUACAGGCGGAGAAGGAGCUACAAGCGAGCAAAUCUCAGAUUCUAGCGUCGAAGCUGGCGAAUAUCCGAUCCAUGGAACACAGGUGUUUGAUGCUCGACCAUAAGAUCGCCACGCAAAACUUGAAGAUCUCAAUCCUCAAAUCUGAAAUCGAAGAUUCCGACGCCAAAUAUCAGAUCAUCGCACGGCAAUUGCGGAAUCUGAAGAGCGAGAUCGAGGAGCUGGAAGUGAUGGGCAAAGAGAAGGAGAAGUUCUACGAAGCGAAACGCGUCGAGAUGAGCGAGUUCAGGCGAAAUAUCGAAGAAUUCAAAUCAGAGAUCCAUGCACAAGUGCAGAAUCUGAGGAACCGAUCCGACGAGGUAAAAGCAAUAGGCUUAGAGAUUGAAGUCUCAGGUCAACAUUCGGGUCAUUUUGAGGAUGAAGGUGUGAAUUCAGAUCCAGAACAAUCACGCCAAACGAAACAAACACUAAUCAAAGGUAUCAUCUCUGUUGUUCCGUACGUCUUGGUAUUGGGCCAAUAG
This is a messenger RNA of Tarenaya hassleriana, 591 nucleotides long. RefSeq lists its product as uncharacterized. The transcript has 4 exons. The record is from RefSeq and is a predicted model, not a curated record. The coding region runs from base 1 to 591 and encodes 196 amino acids. NCBI's taxonomy places the organism in Eukaryota, Viridiplantae, Streptophyta, Magnoliopsida, Brassicales, Cleomaceae.